Messenger RNA from Trichomonas vaginalis G3, 774 nucleotides. RefSeq lists its product as uncharacterized. The record is from RefSeq and is a predicted model, not a curated record. The transcript has a single exon. NCBI's taxonomy places the organism in Eukaryota, Parabasalia, Trichomonadida, Trichomonadidae. Bases 1 to 774 code for a protein of 257 amino acids.
AUGUGGUUAGCGCUUAUCCCCUGGCAAGGUAUUCUGAAAAUGACACAAGCAACUCGUAGAUCUUUGGAAAAAGGAGUUCAAUUACAACUUCAAAAUGAAAAGACGAUCAUGAUUACACAAAUGAAGGAUAGAGAUAUAUUUUGGUCCUAUGUACUUCUUCUUACUGAUGCAGUUAAAUCUGAAAAACCAUCAUUCGGACUUAUUCAUCGUGAUGAAACCGAAGUUAUGCGUAAGCUUACACUACUGAGAGCUCCUCAUACAUACGAAGAGCAAAUACCAGGUAACAUCGCUGAUAUUAUGAAGCUUGUUAAGAGUUCAGAAUUAUGGUCGGAAUUCUUUAAGGUCUGUGAGUGUUCUGAUGUCGUUAUUGGUAAAUGGAACAAGACAAAAGAUGGUAUUUCACGUUUAAUCCAGUUUAAGCAGCCUCUUUUCCAAUCUGUUCUCGUUCAAUCAACUUAUACUCUUAUGAAAUCAGGAGAUACGUUCACCCUUGAAUUAUUCAUGUCUUACUCGCGCUCAGCUCUUCAAGGAUUUCUUCAUAUACCUGUUCCAUUCUAUUUCAAGAAAACAGAUAAGGAAUAUAUGUUCAGAUACGCUUACUCUCUUGACUGGAUCAAGGAAACAUGGGAUAGGGAGUUCAUUGAAGCUGCUGUUGCUCGUCAUAUCAAGAUGGUUUACUUUUUCAUUAAAUCUAAGAUUACAAACACAGAAUUUAAGGAAGGUUGUUCGAAGGACAAUGGAGGAAACAUCAAUCUUACGUUAUUGUCAUAUUAA